Molecule: messenger RNA, 1850 nt
Organism: Lucilia sericata (common green bottle fly)
Lineage: Eukaryota; Metazoa; Arthropoda; Insecta; Diptera; Calliphoridae
Product: dnaJ homolog subfamily C member 11
Exons: 4
Coding region: 1-1617 (538 amino acids)
Biological process (GO): cristae formation
Source: RefSeq, a predicted model, not a curated record
AUGUCCGAAGAACCGGGUUCUGACAAUGAAUUGGAGGAAAACUACUAUACUUUUCUAAAUUUACCCAAAGAUGCAACUGCUGAUCAAAUCAAUACCAGCUAUCGCAAGCUUAGCCGCAUUUAUCAUCCGGAUAAACACACAGAGCCGGAGAAGAAGCAAAAGGCUGAGUUAAUGUUCAAUCGUACCAAGAAGGCAUAUGAAGUAUUGUCGGAUCCUCAUAAACGAGCAAUUUAUGAUUCGGUGGGUGAGAAAGCUUUACGUACCGAUGGCUGGGAUUUGGUACACCGUACAAAAACUCCCGCAGAGAUUAGGGAGGAAUAUGAACGGCUCGCCCAAUUGGCGGAGGAACGUAAGUUGCUGCAAAACACUAAUCCUAGAGGAAAUGUUACUAUUAAUGUCAAUGCCACGGAGAUAUUUUCGCCUUAUGACGAAUCUGAAAUGCCUCGUAUUGAGGUUUCCUCGAUGAGUAUUUCUCAAUCUAUAGAAGCUCCCUUGACACGAAGAGACACCUUGACUUUAAGCGGCAAUCUAAUGUCGGCUAAUGGCAAUGGUAACGGAGGCUUUGUGGUCUGUGGUAGACGUCUGCUUAACAAAGGUUGGCUGCAGCUGGAUGUUGGUGCAGGCAAUGGUUUGAUAACGGCCGUCAAAGGCGGCAGGACACUUAAUUCUGUCUUGACUUUAAAUGCUGGUGCCCAAAUGAAUUUCCGGGAGAAUGGUGUUAUACCUGGACUAUUUUCUACAUUAGCUGUACAACUAGACAAGCAUACAAUGGGUUCGCUGACAUUUAAUGCCGGCUCUCAGUCUAGCAUGACUACGCAAAUAGAUCGUACAAAUGAGCGUUACUCCUGGUCCACAUCUUUUGUUAUUGGCUCGCCCCAUAUAUACUAUAGUAUAGCGUAUACUCACAAAAUGCUAGAGAAUGAGCUGAAAUUGAAAGUAGCCGCCAAGGUGGGAACUUUUGGAUUUUUAGCCGAGUAUGGAGCUGAGAAGAAAGUAUCAAAAUAUAGUUCCGUUUACGCUUCCGUGUCAUUAGGUGUACCGACGGGAGUUAUUUUAAAGUUCAAAGUUACACGCUCCCAACAAACCUAUAUAUUUCCCAUACACCUGAGUGAAGAAAUUGUGCCUGCAGCUGUAUUUUAUGCAACUGUUACACCAGUCAUUGUAUGGUUUUUUGUUAAAAAAUCCAUUAUAGAGCCCAUGCAAGCCGAUCGUAAAAAUAUUGAAAUAGAAAAGACUAAACGUAAUAAUGAACAACGUAUGACAAUGAGACGCCAGGAGGCGAACGCGGCCGUUGAGUUGAUGCAGCAUACCUAUCAGCGUAUAGUCGAAGAGGAAACCGAACGCAAAGGUUUAAUUAUAAACAAAGCCAUCUAUGGUCAAUUGGAAGAGAAUGGUAAUGAGUUUAUAGCUUCCGCUUCCAUAGAUGUCACCAUACCAGUACAAUGUUUGGUCAGGGAGGGUGUCCUAAUACUAUACAAUUCAUCCAAGAGCGAUUUGCCCGGUUUCUAUGAUCCCUGUAUUGGUGAAUCGAAAGUUUUACGUCUAGACUAUACGCACAACAAUGUUAGCAAUACAUUGGUUAUUAAAGAUUUAGAAGCUGUUCGACUGCCACGAUAACUAUAUGUGUGUUUUGUAGCUAUUAAUGUAGUUGUUUUAAUUUAUUAGUUUCCAUUUUUUCUCUUCUAAAAAUUUUCAGUUUUGCUUGAAAAAAUUAAAUCAAAAAAUUAUAUUAGGCAAAUGAUUUUGUAUGUUCAUUAUGUUGAUUUCCCCGGACACUGACUAAAAAUGUCUUUCAUUAAAUAAAUGCUUUAAAAGUAUGUAAAUAAAGACGGUAAUAUUAAAAAAUGAAA